This is a messenger RNA of Cicer arietinum (chickpea), 868 nucleotides long. Lineage: Eukaryota; Viridiplantae; Streptophyta; Magnoliopsida; Fabales; Fabaceae. The record is from RefSeq and is a predicted model, not a curated record.
GCACUAAGCAAUUUCAAACAACCGAGAAAAUGAGGGACCCACUUUCACAAUUUUAAUAUAAGCAAUUGGGGACUCUAAAACAUUCCCAAGAAGACCACUUUCACAUCCCUUACUCACUUUACUAGAUUUCAAUUUCUCAAUUCUUGUUACAAUUUUGUUCAAUAUAUGGGUGUUUGUGAUAUAGUGGCGAGUAAUCUAACGAUUAUCUACGUGGCAGUAACGGCGUUUGUUAAAGCUUAUGGGAUUUUAAAUGGAAGAAACUAUAGCGGUGUGUUUGUUGUGACUGUUUCAACAUCGUUAGUGGCUUUGAUUUUGUUUGCAACCUUAAUGAUGGAUUUGUGCCGUAAGUUUAAUAAUAAGUUGUUAAUUGUCGGCGAACAUCAUCCUCGUACAUCACACCGUGAGAUGUCGUGUAAAGGCGGAAUUUGUUGGCAUGGUGUGGCGGAGCGGUUGCCGGCGUCUCAGGUCAAAGGAGCUAUAUGACUCGGAGCUACGAUGAUGACAGACAGUGGAAGACAAUUAUUUGCGGUGUUUGAUGUUACUAAGGAUUCAAUACCCUAUUAUCAUCUAGUGGUUCAAUUGGGUGAUGCAUGAUGAAGUGAAAACUGUGCUUAAUAAGGAUUGUAUCUACUACUAUUAUGUACUUUGUCUUUUCUUGUUUCGACAAAAAAGAAGAAAGAAUUAGAAACCAACUAUAGGGUACAACUGAAAGAUCCAUGUUUGGACCCCUGACCUAAAUUAUAUUAGGGUAAAUAUUCAAUAUAAUGUUUAAUUUAAUUUCUAUAUAAUAUCAGUGUAAAUGUUUACAGAUGCAUUUAUUGGUGUAUUGUUACAUUAGAAAAUUAAUUAGUUUUAUUUAUUUAUUUUU